CAGAGCAGAGGUACCGCAGGGUCCGGGUCGAGACGGUGAAUCUGACUCACUUUCACUCCGCAUCUCCGAGCUCGAGCCCUCACGCCAACUCAACCGUCAGUGACGUCUGCGUCACGUGUGCGUCUCUUCCCUCGGUACGUCCGUCGUAUUUUCCUCCCCUCCGCUGUCUGCUCCAACGCCGAGACGGAGCAGAGCCGAGGCGAGCCUGGCGAAUUAAACACGAACCCAAGACAGAGCGUCGGUGUCCGGACGCCGGGUGUCGCGUUUGUCUGCAGCCGAUGGACGGAGGGGUCUUACACCUAUAAGUUGCCAUCAGUGAAGUCCGUUAGUGGCUCCUGUGUGAGCCCGUAUCAAUGUAAACUUUUUCUUUUUUUUUUUUAAAGAACGUUCACUGCGCACAGUGAGACCCAACAAGGCGAGCAGUCCAGUUUAAAUCCAUGCAGCAGCAGCAGCCACAGUGGUGCAGCCCACGCAGCCCAUCCUCUCCCUGACCCGAGGAGCAGCCCACAUUGACACUCAGGGAUCCGAGGGAAGGAAGGACGACGUAGGAACGCUGAUUCUACUGAAACCUCUGCAGAGAAUCACUCGGGGACUUAUGGAAGAGCCUGUCUACUCUCCUUCCCCCAUGUCUGGUCGAUAGUGAAGGAGGAAUCCAUCUUCUCUCUCUCAGCCCCUCAGCCAUUUGACCCCCCACCUCCUUUCCCUCUGGUCUCACCAUGGCCAGCAAAAGGAAGUCCACUACACCCUGCAUGAUCCCCAGUAAGGUCAUCCGCUCUGUGGAGGAGGCGGAGCGGGACUCUCCGGUUCCGCUCCGUCACUCCAGGGUUUCUGGAGGUGGCAGACGCAGCCCUCUGGACGCCAGCGGUGACCCAAAACAGGAGGCGGGGGAUGCAGAUAAGGACGGUGGCGGCGGCACUUACACUUGCAAGCUGUGCAAUUUUGAAACUCACGACCUCAACCUGUUCCUAGAUCAUGUCUACACGGGGCAUCCGGACUUUAGGGCGGACCCUGGUUUCGUCUGCAUGAGCUGCGGCGUAUCUGCGCCAAAGUUUGAGGGGCUAGCUCUGCACAACGCCAGGGUCCACCCUAGCACUUUGAUUACGACCCUGCAGCUGAGGAGGAGGGAGAGGAGGGCAGUGGUGGAGCAGAACCUGGUGAUAGGGGCAGAGCUGUGCAGGGACAGUGAAAUCUCCAUCACUAAGACGCCAAUCAUGAGGAUGCUGAGGGGCAAAUCUGAACCCAAAAGGAUUGUGGUGUCUCACUCUGUGUCAGAUGAGCCCGCCUCAGACAUGCAUUCUGCCUCCAUAUCCAGGGAAUCUGAAAGAAAAGAAUCUUCUGCUGUUACAGUCACCCACGUCUCCACAAUCGUCCACAACGGAACGAGCAAGACCACCCUGCCCUCGGCGAUCCAGAUUGUCAACGGCUCUACGGGGUUACCCCUACUGAAGACUCCCAUCACACAGGUUGUUUCUGUAGCUCAGAACCGAAGUCUUCACCAUUCAGCACCUAUCACAGCUUCCUCUACUGCUUCUUCAUCCUCAUCCUCGCAAAAUCUUCCCAAGGUAAUGAUCCCUCUGAGCAGCAUCCCCACCUACAGUGCCUCCAUGGACUCCUCCUCCUUCCUGAAAACCUCUUUCAGCAAGUUUCCGUACCCCACCAAGGCAGAGCUGUGCUACCUGACCGUCGUCACCAAAUUCCCCGAGGAGCAGAUCAAGAUCUGGUUCACCGCUCAGCGACUGAAGCAAGGCAUCAGCUGGUCCCCGGAGGAGAUCGAGGAGGCAAGGAGGAAGAUGUUCAACACCAUCAUCCAGACGGCGCCGGUCGGCUCCCAGAACCAAACCCAGAGUCACCACAGCCAGGCGCCACACACCAUCACAGUGCUGCCCGCCUCCCUGGGGCCCACCGGGAUCCCUCAGUUCCUGCAGGGGUCUCUUGUCAGCCCAGGCGGCGUAAUUGUCACGCAGCCUGUUGUGGCAAACGGAAUCCAGGUCAGCAGUGCCCCCGUGGCCCUGGCGGUCACGCCGAAGCCCCAGGCGGCGGCUCGGCCCACAAUGCAGGCCCGACCUGCCGCCGCUCUGGUGGCAGAUAAAAGCCCCAGCAUGCUGGUUGGAACGGUGGGCAGCAGUAAAGCUGUGGGAGGGGGCACCAGCAGUACCAGCAACACUGAGGGCGGUGUCAUCAACCUUAGUCUUGGAAGCAGUAGUCAUAGCAACGCUAAGGGGAGCAGUGUCAAUGGUAAACAUGGCAGUCCUAAUGCUAACUCCAGCGAGAAAAACAGCAGUGAUGUUAGCAGCCGUGCUAGCGCCAGAAACACAGACAGUAAACCUGACAGUGGCGGGGGUGGGGGAGGUUCGGUGCAGAUGGACAGUAAGACCCCCACAGAAAACAAAACUGUCAUCAGCAGUUGUGAAAACCUGAAGAGCAAAGAUGCUAAUGGUAGCAGCAACCAUCACAAUCUGGCCAGUGCAGGAACUGAGGAAGCAGAUCCUUCUGGUUGUGACUCUCCAACCAUCAAAAUGGAGGAUCCUUCAUCCCCCAUCUCCAAGUCCUCCUCCCCCACUCCUGCAGGUCCAGGCAGCAGCUCCGGCUCCCGGACCCCCUCCAGCACCUUCCUGGACCCCAGCUUUUACAAAGGCAAGAAGUCCCAGGAGCAGCUCAGUACCCUGAAGGACAGCUUCCUGGUGAGCCAGUGGCCCGACCAGGAGGAGGUCGACCGCCUCAUCGGCCUCACCGGCCUCACGGUGCGCGAGGUCCGCAAGUGGUUCAGCGACAGACGCUAUCACUUCCGCAACUGCAAGAGCUCCCGCUCCAGCACAGGUGGGCAGAGUAAGCCCAGUGCUGGAGCGGGGAACGGCGGAGGUACGCCUGGUAGCAGCGCCGCCGCCUCCGGCUGUAACGCCCCCGUUGAUCUGUCGGAAAGUAGCAGCAGCAACUCUGGUGCCAAAACUCCCCAGCACAGCUCCAGCACCGCCACCCAGAGCCCUCCGCCAACGCAGACCCCCACAUCGCCCACCGCUCCUUCCAAGAGGCUCUUCAGGUUACACUCACCUGAUUUCACAGCCGUCCGCUACAAGGAGAGAGACCCCCACCAGGUGAUCGCCCUUGAGGCCAGCUUUGCCCAGAACACCGACCCGUCAGGAGAAGAAGUGGACAGGCUGCGCUCUGAGACCAAGAUGACUCGGCGGGAGAUACACGGCUGGUUUGCCGAGAAGAGGAAGCGAGUGGCUGCUGAGAAGAAGAAGGAGGAGGCGGAGCGGAAGCCGAAGGAGGACGAGGAGGAGAUGGAGGUGGAUGGAGAAGAGAGGCAGAGGGAUGACGGUUCAGGGGAACCGAAAGUGAACCCCAUCAAAAUAAAUCUGAAGAUGCUGAAGGUGACCGAGGCUAGCAGUAAAGCAGAGGGGGAGGGAUCUGGUAGCACGAGCUCUCAGCCUGGCAGCACGCCUGCCUCCACCCAGGGCCCCACCUCUUCCACCACCACUAAACCUUCCCAACCUUCCACCCCAACACAGAAAACCUCCCACUCCCCCAAACCCACAACCGUCCGAGGGAAGAAGACGGCGGAGCAGCUCCACCUGCUAAAGCAAGUCUACGCCCGAACCCAGUGGCCCAGCGCCACUCAGUACGAUGAGCUCAUCUCAGGAACAGGGCUGCCCAGACCUGAGGUGGUGCGCUGGUUCGGGGACUCCCGCUACGUCCAGAAGAACGGCCUGCUGAAGUGGCUGGAGGAGUACCAGAACCUGGCCCUGGAGGAGGAGCUGCAGAGGGACGGCUCCAAGGUCCUGCAGGACCAUCUGGACGCCAACGGCAGGCUGGACGACUCCCAGAUAAAGGAUCUGGCUGAGAAAACUGGUCUGACGGGCGACUUGGUGCGGCAUUGGUUCUCUACCAGGGGAGCGAUCCCCGACGCUAAGCAAAGCGCCGCACAGCGGGCGGGAACAGACGCCGUCGGCGCAGAGGAAGCAGCUGCGGCGCCGACAGGAUCCUCGGCUCUGGAGCCACAGCCGGGCGGCGGGACGGAGGAGAAGAUGGAGCAGUCGGUGUGUGGGGCGGAGGCUGACGCCGACAGCUCUGCUACAGGAAGUGAAGAGGUCUUAGUGUGAGGACAGAGUUCACAAGGCAGGUGGUCUUUGUUCCGGCAGGACAGCAGAUGGUUUGUAACUGGAUCAGUGGUUUGAAACUGACCCCAGAUCCGUCAUCUCCCUCUACUAGAGACGGACACUACAGCCAGCCCUCGGUCCCUCCGUGUGCCAUGUGACGCCAUCAUCCCGGUUUUACUUGAUGACCACAUGUUUGGUGGACUGAGGUCUGACCAUGAGUGACGGGAAGUUUGUCAUCAAGUCGUCGCCGCCGGGCGUUUGCCAAGGCCAUAGAUGAACUUUUUGUUUCCCAGUCUUGCUCUUUCUGCUCAGCUAAACGUCCAAACUCUGCUGCUCUCGGUGCGUCUUCGUCGCUCCUUGAAUGCGUUUCCUCUGCUUGGAUCGGACGGACUUUAGUCUGGGAGACGUUUGGAGUGAAGGCGGGCAUCCUGUGACGCCCAAAGGAAUGGGACGAUGUGCUAAAACCACGUGGAGUUCGGAUCUUCUGGUAGCAUCAAGUGCUUCUCUAUGUCUCGUUUGUUUUUAUGAAUCUGUCUUAGGAAUAAAUGCGAAAGAUCAGAACUUUUACCACAGUUCCAUACUUAUGCUCGAUGUACAAUUUUUACAGAUGCAUUUGGAGAAUAAACAACCGAAUGUAAUGAA
Gambusia affinis (western mosquitofish) is the source of this 4739-nucleotide messenger RNA. RefSeq names its product zinc fingers and homeoboxes 3b (gene zhx3b). Gene Ontology annotation, molecular function: DNA binding; DNA-binding transcription factor activity, RNA polymerase II-specific. Gene Ontology annotation, cellular component: nucleus. The coding region runs from base 717 to 4100 and encodes 1127 amino acids. NCBI's taxonomy places the organism in Eukaryota, Metazoa, Chordata, Actinopteri, Cyprinodontiformes, Poeciliidae. Gene Ontology annotation, biological process: regulation of transcription by RNA polymerase II. The record is from RefSeq and is a predicted model, not a curated record. The transcript has 8 exons.